Messenger RNA from Austrofundulus limnaeus, 3267 nucleotides. It is a transcript of the gene acss2, whose product is annotated as acyl-CoA synthetase short chain family member 2. Gene Ontology annotation, cellular component: cytoplasm. NCBI's taxonomy places the organism in Eukaryota, Metazoa, Chordata, Actinopteri, Cyprinodontiformes, Rivulidae. Gene Ontology annotation, molecular function: acetyl-CoA synthetase activity. Gene Ontology annotation, biological process: acetyl-CoA biosynthetic process. The record is from RefSeq and is a predicted model, not a curated record.
UUUAACCUCGGGUCUGAGCUCAUCUGAAGGAGGUUUCCUGUCACUGCAGCACUCAGCCUCUCACCCACGGUCCUGGAGGGAUUGAAGCCAACAUGAUUCCCGACAAAGUGCCGGAGGAGGACGUCUUCCUCGGGUCGGAGGACUUGAAGAAGGAGGCUCACGUCCCCAGCUUUGAGAAAUACAAGGAGCUGUACCACGAGUCUGUGGAGAACCCAGCAGAGUUUUGGGGUUCUGUUGCCAAGGAUUUCUUCUGGAGAAACAAACACACGGGGCAGUUCUUGGACUACAACUUCGAUGUGACCAAAGGAGAAAUCUUUGUCAAGUGUAUGGAAGGAGCCACCACAAACAUCUGCUACAACCUCCUGGACCUCAACGUUCAUGAGAAGAACAUGGCUGAUAAAAUCGCCUUCUACUGGGAAGGCAAUGAACCUGGUGACGAGCUGACGGUGACGUACAGAGAGCUGCUCCACAGGGUCUGUCAGUUUGCCAAUGUCUUGAAAUCACAGGGAGUGAAAAAGGGCGAUCGAGUGUCUAUUUACAUGCCCAUGGUUGURGAGCUGGUGGUCGCCAUGCUGGCUUGUGCCCGUAUUGGAGCUGUGCACUCUGUAGUGUUUGCAGGUUUCUCUGCUGAGUCUUUGUGUGAAAGGAUCAUCGACUGUCAGUGCUCCCUGCUCAUCACAGCAGAUGGUUUCUAUCGAGGAGAUAAGCUGAUCAACCUGAAGCUCUUAUCUGAUGAAGCUCUUCAGAAAUGCAGAGACAAAGGGUUUCCAGUCAAGAAGUGUAUAAUGCUGAAGCACUUGUCUAAAGAAGCAGAGGAGACCGGGGACUCUCGUUCUCCUCCUGCCAAGCGAUCAUGUCCAGAUUUGGAGCAGAAGAAACAGACAGGCAAAGCAAAGAAAACGCGUCCUAUUCCACAGAUCCCAUGGAACCCAGAAGUGGACUUGUGUUGGCACACACUGAUCAAUGGAGCCUCAGAUGAUUGUGAGCCUGUGUGGUGUGAUUCUGAAGAUCCUCUUUUCGUUCUCUACACCAGUGGCUCGACUGGAAAACCAAAAGGAGUUCUUCACACAGUUGGUGGCUACAUGCUUUUCACUGCCACCACCUUUAAACUGGUCUUUGAUUACCAUCCUGAUGACAUCUACUGGUGCACAGCAGACAUUGGCUGGAUCACUGGACACUCCUACAUCACUUACGGGCCUCUGGCCAUGGGGGCCACUAGUGUUCUGUUUGAGGGUCUUCCCACAUAUCCAGACGUGAGCCGUAUGUGGGAAAUAGUGGACAAAUAUCACGUUACAAAGUUCUACACAGCUCCCACUGCCAUCAGACUGCUGAUGAAGUUUGGGAAUGAGCCAGUGCAAAAACUUUCCCUUUCUUUGGAGUAGUGCCAGCCAUCUUGAAUGAAUCGGGAGAGGAGCUUGAAGGGCCAAGUGAAGGCUAUCUGGUGUUUAAACAGCCAUGGCCCGGUAUGAUGAGGACGGUGUAUGGAAACCACCAGAGAUUUGAAACCACUUACUUCAAGAAGUUCCCUGGAUACUACGUAACAGGGGAUGGUUGCCGCAGAGACAAGGAUGGCUACUAUUGGAUAACAGGGAGAAUAGACGACAUGUUAAAUGUCUCAGGUCACCUGUUGAGUACAGCCGAGGUGGAGUCAGCUUUAGUGGAGCACAAGGCCGUCGCUGAAGCUGCAGUGGUGAGCAAACCACAUCCUGUCAAAGGAGAGAGCCUCUACUGCUUCGUCACAUUGAAGGAUGGACUCAUAUAUAAUCAAACACUGGAAGCAGAACUCAAAAAACAAGUGAGAGAGAAAAUUGGAGCCAUUGCUACACCGGACUUCAUCCAGAAUGCACCAGGACUGCCUAAAACCAGAUCUGGGAAAAUAAUGAGACGAGUUCUUCGUAAGAUCGCCUGCAAUGAGAAGGACCUGGGGGACAUCUCCACCCUGGCGGACUCCACCGUGGUGGAGCAGCUGUUUGAGAACAGAUGCUGCUCUGCGGUGUGAUGACCGUCACAAACAGACAGUGACACGAAGCAGCAGGAGAGACCAGGAUUCAAAACGACUUCACUGUUCCUGGUUGAAACCUCAGCAACACGGAGAUUUACGCUUUUCUGUCCGCUCACUAGGAAAUAUUUGCUACUUCAGUUGCAACUUUAAUACCUAAUUUUUAACAGCAACCUAAAUCAUCGGUCUUCAGGCUUGUAUUUUUCUUUUUCUUUGACCCAGAGGCGACAGGGUUACUGCUGCUCUGAGACAAAGUGUAGAAGACCCCCCCUGCACCGAAGCUUUGGCAGCAGGUAGAAGUGUGGACAGCUUCACCUGGUUUCUGUCAGUGACUGAGCCAAACACACACAGCAGCAGUGAAUCCUGGCUUUUUCCAUUCUUUCUCUAGUUCAAGCAUUUGAGGGAUUAUAGGGAUAMAAUUUGAGGUUGUAAAAAUGUGCUCUUUUAAACGGUGCGCAGGUAUUUAAAUUCAUGUCCUGAGUUUUGUAAAGUGUACCUGUUGUCCUGGGUUUGAACUCCUGCUCCUGGACUGAAGCUUUCAGGGACCUCCUGUGUGCUCACUUGUCCACAUGGUUCUGUUUGAGAGCAGUUUAUUCCUGUCAGAAGUGCAGACAUCAGGCUGCAGACAGGACCAGUCAGUGAAACGACACGAGGUCAGCAGUUCGUACACGUCUACAAACUGACGUGUUUCUAAUUGAGCUGUGGGAAUAACAACCUGAUCAAUCUGAUGGGGUUGAAGUCAGACACUUUGGUUCUUAUGUAAUAUGUUUGUUUUCCACACUGAAAAAAAACCCUGCUGCAACAGACACCAGCGUAGUUGUGAAUUUCUCUGCACCGUUGUGUUUAUUUGUACAACCUCACAUUUUACUUCCCAUAAUCCCCCUGGGUUUCUGUGAAUGGAUUCUGCUGCUUGUACCUGCCUCCUAGUUAAAUCCAAGCCAUAACUUUUUAAAGGUUUGUUCUUAGUCUUUAUUUCUGUUGGGUUUUUUUAUUAUUUGAGAUGAAAUUUUUCACACGAUUUGUUGGGUAUUUUUGUUGGUUUUGUAUAUAAUUUUUGUUCCACUUGUGUAGUGUCUUGUUCAGACAUCAGAAGCUUGGCUUCCUGUAAGCUUCCAAAGGUGCUCAGGUUGAAAAGGAAACAGAACAAACCAGAAUAAUGGUUUUAAAAUAUUCUUCAACAAAUGUACUUUCUUUACUCUUAAAUCAAGAAUAAUAUUCAAAUCUGUUCUGUCUGUUUUUAAAACAAAGUAAAGCCAAUCCUAACUCCA